Aplysia californica (California sea hare) is the source of this 3421-nucleotide messenger RNA. Its product is annotated as coiled-coil domain-containing protein 57. NCBI's taxonomy places the organism in Eukaryota, Metazoa, Mollusca, Gastropoda, Aplysiida, Aplysiidae. The record is from RefSeq and is a predicted model, not a curated record.
AUCAAUGGACGCUAAAAUGGCGGCUAUAUGGAAACAAAUCUAAUCUUGCUUUGAGCGGCAGUUAAGAUAUGACCAGCAGUGCAACAUGGCAAAUGCUGACUCCGGAUCUUGGAAAAUUCUGGCUGAUAAGAAAGAAAAAGAAUGGAGAGGCAUUCUGGAGUCACGGAUAGAGUCACUUGAAGCCACAGUGAAAGAAAAGGACAAAGAGUUGGAGUCUCAGAAGGAGAAGUUUACAGAAUUAAAAGACCACUUCAAAUACAAUUUGAGACUGCUAGAAGAAAGAGACAGAGAACUGGAAAAGUAUGAUGCUACUUAUGCUGACAUCCGCACAACUUUAAACUCUAAAAAUGCCGAAAUAAGUGAACUGAAGAUCCAGCUUGAUGACUUCAAGAAUAUCAUCAAAAGAGAGGAGAGAUCGAGAGAUGAGUUACAGAGCAACUACCAAAGACGACUCAGAGAGAAACAGGCAGAGGUGGAUUCAUAUAAAAGUUGCAAGGAUGGUGAGCUUCAAGAGGAGAGAAAAGAGUAUGAACAAUUCAGAAGGAAUUUACAACUUCAGCUAACAAAUUUGCACAAUGAACUGGAUACCCAAAAGAAGGAGUUAACAACAGAAUUUGAAAAUGAAUUAAAAAAGCGUGAGCACGAAUUUCGAGUACAAAGUGAUGAACUGCAUGCAAAAGUUUUGGAGCAUGACCUGAAGGCAAAACUUUUGGCCAAAGAGCUGGAGCUGGCAAGAGACUCCCAUGACAAGACGACCUGCCAGGCUCAAGAAGCUGAGUCUUCGCAGAGGGAGCUGGAGAAACUUGUAAAACAGAAGGAAUGGGAACUGGCUGAUGUCUCAGCAGUUAAAGAUUCAAAUAUAUCAGAGCUGGAGCACAAGGUUUCAUCAUGUGAGGCAGCGAUGAAAAAAAUGCAAGAAGAUUUCCAGAGAAAGUACACAGAGAUAGAUAAAAUGGCCCGAGAAAGGGAAGAACUGAUUGAAAGGGCGAAAAAUGGCUAUCUGGAACGGGAAAAAGCCUUGCAAGAGAUAAAUCAAGAUCUUCAGUCGAAGCUGGAGGAUUCUCAGAUCAGAGAAAGACAACUUACAUGGAAUAACCAAGACUUGGCAAAGGAAAAAGAAAUUCAAAUUGAAAAGUUGCAAGAAGAAAUUUCAGAAGUGAAAGAGAAAUGGGACCGCCAUGUAGCUGAAAUCUCCAGAGAAAAUGUGAGCCGUGAUCUGGAGCUUGGCACAGCAUUGGAGGAGCAGAGACGUCUCAAGCUGGAGCUGGAGCAAAGGAAAGAUGAUAUGGAAAGAUACAAGACUGAAUUGAAAGCAGCUGCUGAUCGGGAGGAGAAGCUGGACAAAUCAAAGACACAAACAGAACUGGACUGGCAGCGUCGCUGUGAAGAUUUGGAGAGAGCUCAGUAUGAUAAGUCAGAGGAUCUAAUAAAAAAGCUGACAGUCGCCAGAAAUGAGGCUUUGGCACUAGUGAAGGAAAGAGAAAGAGAACUUCAGCAUAAGAUUUUCUUAGUGAAAUCUCUGCAUUGUGAGAGGGACCAACUGAGACUAGUUCUGAAGAAUCAUGGCAUUCCUCUGGACAAUUUUGUAAAGUAUUCUGUGGACACAAAUGAAGAUGAAGAAGAUCUGGCUUAUGUAGAAGAUUUGCAGAAGCAGAACACAAGUUUGAAAGAGCUGAUUGGUCAGAUGCGCACGGAGAUGGAGACUCUGGGACAAGGUGGACUGAACAAGAACUCAAAUGCUGUUAUAGAUGAUGAUUCCUGGGUGCAGGAAGAACUUCAGCAUUUAAGAAAAGAAAAUAAAGACAUGAAGGAAAAACUGAAACGCUCAAAAGUGACGUUUUCUCAAGCAAAGCAUUCUCUGGAAGAUAGUGAAGAAAUCUUGAGCCAAGUGCAAGGGAACGCUGGUGUGAAAAAUCACAUUCUAGCUUUAAAUGAAACAGUUGGUGUCCUGAGAUCAGAGAAGGUGGAGCUCGCUGCGACAGUGAAAAAACAACAAGCAAGACUGGCACACUUAGAGACUUCCCUUGAAGAUAUAUCUACCCAGCCUCGCCAGAAGCAGAUACAGAUUGACCAGCUCAACUAUGAGCUGAGCAGCCAGCGACGGAGGCACGAGGGGGAGGUAACUGGCCUGAAGAACCGAGUGAGUGACCUUGAACUACAGCUGAGUGAGGCGAGGCGGGAAGCGGAUGAGUACCAUAGAGCUAGUCUGGAGAGAAAUCAGGAACUUGUGGCUCUUGGCAACCAGUUGUCUGCUUUAAAAAUGGAAAAGGCAGAGGCAAACCCAUCUAUUAAUUUUGGUGCUCAGGAGCUCUAUAUCCAACAACUCCAAUCUGAGUUGAGCCAGCUCCGCAAAAGAGCCACUGUGCUGGAUGCUUCGGAUGCGGAAAAGCUGUCUGGGAAGUUUGACCACGUCGCUGACACGGUCAACCAUGGUGACCUGAAGUACAAACUGAAGAGUGCUGCGGCUAAGAUUGUGCAACUAGCUAAAGAAAAUCAGCAGCUGAUUGAGUCAAAUAACAGGCUCAGAGCUCAGCUAAAAAAUGCAGGAAAUGCAAUGCAAGAAAAGCCUUUUGAUAAAGAGGUAACAGUUGACAGGAAUGACCGGAGAGAUGACAAGGACAGUGCAGAUUUUGAUGGGCGGCUGUCACAGUUAGAGAAACUCCAGUACCAGUUGACACGUCAGAACCCCCUACGAGGCAAGACUUCCAGCCAAAGCAAGUGCAAGUCCUAUCUCACACCGUACCGGUCAGUCGUCCGUCCAGGGGUGACAUUGACCCCCAUAUGUUAAUGAGCAUGUCGUCUGGUGGAGGGGAAUCCAUCCAGAAGGUGUGGCAGAUGCUGGAGGAGUCUGUGACCAGCGGUGACCCCUCCUCCUCCCCUCCCUCCCCCAGGGCUGUGAUAUCAGACUCUCAGAGGAGAGGAACUGGAAGAUCGGCCUUGAAAAAAUCAACGGAAGUUUUAAGUCCCCGCAGCCAAGACAGGUUUCAGCUUGAGGGUCAGCCCGCAGCCUCGGAGAGCAAGUCGGGCAGUGGAAAAGUUGGGAGAGCGGCAGCCUUGAAAUACGCAGAAAAUGUCCGAAAGCUUUCACAACCCAAGCCAAAAGUCAGGAACUAUAAUGUCAGAGAUGGCUCUGGUUCCAGAUGAUACCCAAGAUAUAUAUAUAUCUGUUGUGGUUUUCCUUUGUCUAAAAUUUGUCACUUAGAAAAAGGGCCUUAUUGUGUUGCAAGUGGUGUAAAACACUUAUUAAAACCCCAAAAAAGGGCAAAAAUGCAAAGGCUGCUGAACUGACAUCAACGGUUGCCAUUCUUGUGGCUGUAUUUGACAAAAAGAGAGAGAAAGGAGGAACAGUAGAGCUCAAUAGUCAUCAAUAUUAUUUUUAUUCCAUUGUAACAAUGACUUUUUUGUUUAUGUGUACAUAAAU